This is a messenger RNA of Exophiala aquamarina CBS 119918, 966 nucleotides long. RefSeq lists its product as uncharacterized. The record is from RefSeq and is a predicted model, not a curated record. The transcript has a single exon. NCBI's taxonomy places the organism in Eukaryota, Fungi, Ascomycota, Eurotiomycetes, Chaetothyriales, Herpotrichiellaceae. Bases 1 to 966 code for a protein of 321 amino acids.
AUGCAAAUAUCAAUGCACGAGCCCGGUAUUAGACAUGCGGUCAUUGCGCUCAGCGCAUUAUAUGAAAAUUACGAGCAUCCACAGAAGGCGGACAAGACCAGUUCCAAGUUCGCCAUCCAACAUUACGGCCGAGCCAUCCAACGUAUAAUAAAAGUGGAUACCUCGAGGCCAAGCCAGGCUGCUGAUGCAGUCUUGAUCGCAUGCAUUCUUUUCACAGCAUUCGAGUGCCUGCAAGGUCGUUACAAAUCAGCAGUUACCCACGUCGCUAGCGGCAUUAACACUUUUGCAGAGGGACAAGCGCAGCCCGCUACACGUAAACAUGGCUACGUUUCUGGGGAUAUUAUACGUACAAUGUUCCUUCGACUGGAGACCCAAGCACUUGAACUUGAUGAUAAUGGACUUGAGACCGCCCCGAAGACAUUUUAUAUCUGGAGGACUAUCGCAUUACCUCCCACAUUUCAAACAAUUGAGGAGGCUAGAGUGUCGGUUGAUAUUUGCUUGAAUCGAUUGUUACAUCUUUUCAAGAAAGCUACAGAUUCAAUGUUGGCGACUGAAGUUGUGCCUUCCACGGAGACUAUACGUGCAAUAGAGGUGGAGUAUGCUCAGAUCGAUCAGUACUAUCGAGAUUUCAGUGACAAACUCGACCUGGCCAAAUCUCCGCCUUCAGACCCUGGUGUCUUAUUACUGGAAAUAUCUAGAGCUCUCGUAAGAAUCUUGCUGGAGCUAGAUUUCUCACGGGGUGAAAUGCUGUUCGAUCAUUUCCAUGACAAGGUUAUAUAUUGGUCCUCCGAGCCGACGCGCACGACACACUGCAGGAUCGGUGCACUUCCGAAAUUCCCUUCAUCGGGUCCUCCGCCACGCAACUCGUCCGCGGUUUGCCGAAGUCCUCGGUCGUACCUGAGUUUUGGAAGGUAUGUCCGUAAUACGAAGCGUGCCGACUUGAUCCCGAGGUUCAGAUCCGUGUGA